Molecule: messenger RNA, 6346 nt
Organism: Sphaeroforma arctica JP610
Lineage: Eukaryota; Ichthyosporea; Ichthyophonida
Exons: 1
Coding region: 63-6287 (2074 amino acids)
Source: RefSeq, a predicted model, not a curated record
CGCGUUAGUUGACGUGUCCACCGUGUGCGGCCACGUGUAGGAGUUCUCCUCAUGGCCUUGAAAUGGUUGGGCACGUUACUAUUUCCGGAAGCAAGGCUGAUCACAUGGCGUCCGGAGAAAAGGAAGAUCACAUAAACGUGAAGGCAAAGGUGGCAGUCGAGACACCACCGUACCAUCUAGACGGAAAUUGGAUUUGUCGAUGUGACAAAAGGGUGCAACGCGAAGAUGAUUGCCUGCGAACGUUCGAGUCUACAAUUGUUAAAAAGAGUUAUAGGGAUGACUUCAAGGUUUGUCCUCGAUUGCUGGCUGGAACUCAUGCCCCUACGGUGGUAAAAAUCCUCGAUGCGUUUCCAGAAUUAAUUGACAGUGUCACACGCAGCUGCAACAAUGAACUCGAGCAGUUCCACGCAAACACAGCUGAAGAGCAGCGGGUUAACGUUGACAGGGUCUUAGACAUCCUAGAAUACAUCCUUAGAAAUUUGGGCGAGGCGGAAUCAAGCAAUUCUUGGCUUGAAGUAGUUGAGGCUCUGUGUAGCUCACUUUUCAAGAAAAUUGCAUUCACUAUGCCGGCGGUGUCAGAAAGCUCGGUUCGUCACGACUGCUACAGUGUAUGGCUGACUUUUGUCAAGCGCCUUGUAGUGCCACUGAUAGCCCCAUACACCAUUGACCACCGAAACAACCUGGACGACAAAGUAGCUAGGCCUGUCCGGAUAAGCCGUUUUAUACUAGAAGUCUGCCUUGGGCACAUGCUAGUGAACUACAUUGUGUGUAGUGAACUUCUGUUGAAUGUCCAAUACUAUGUGGAAUAUAGUGCCGUGAGCUCCUACUCGAGUGAGCACCACAGGCGUUUAGAGCUGGAAGUGACGCGGCUAUUACUGGAUCAUGAUUGGAGCACAUGGAACAACCAAUCAAAUCUUCUUAAAAUGCACGAAGCCUUAGUGGGCCCUUUUAUCAAGGUGUGGUCUGGGCGCGAUGGGAGGAGAGAGGGCUUUCUUAAUGUAGGGGCUGUUAGUGACGUAGCAGCAGCCGCCAAUGGUAUGCUCGCAAUAUUCGGACAUCCGGAAGACCUAUCCUCGGUGAACGAUAUAGCGCGCCAAGUUCAAAUAAGCAUCAGUUUGGGCAGGCCUUUAGAAGCGUGUUUCGUAGCGAAACAUCUGUGGGUGUGUAAGAUCCAAGACAGCUUGAGACGAGCCGGGAACGAUUCGGACGAUUCAGCUCGUACUGCUCACGGCGACAUCCGAGCCUCAAUGGCAACCAGAGGGGUGAUGGCAUGGUAUCAGACGUUAGAACUGGAGUCAGAGAUCCUAUCCAGCUUUGUAUUAACUAAUUUUCCUGAUACAUAUUUUGGUAGUUACCUGAAGGAUUGGGCUUGUCGUUUGGAGAGCUGCGAACCUUUAGGACUACCUGCGACGAACAACAGCAGCGAAGUGUUAAAAUCUGACGCGGUUUUAUCAGUCUGUAUUGUACUCAAAGCUAUAGAUGGAGUAUACCGUAACCUCACUGGUCAAACACUAGACAUUCCACUGUGUAACCAUGCCACAGUGUGUAGGCGCUUGACCAAAAGUGUGUUAAACGAUCUGCUCCACGCCGACUCGAUAGGGAUACUCAGAGCAAGAAAAGCUGUCGUUGUGGAGUUUGUCCUUGAAAUUUUGGACACAACCGAGGUGGCGUCUGUGCCUUGGUUUGUACUAGAUACUUAUCUAUGUGACAGUAAUGUUCAAUACAAUAUCCCUUCAAAAGUCCGGAGCGGCGUGCUCCUCGCUGCGAUUUUCAGCAAGUACGCAGGGUAUCGGCCAAGUAUACUAAAGCACCUCAACGCUGUGUUGCACGAUUCCACACUGUCAACAAAUAAUUAUACUACAUUAUCAACGCCUGUUCCCAGCGGCCAACAUUUAUUCGCUAGUGUGGUCCGCGGGCUUAACGACAUGGAUAGUGUGGAGCCAGAGUUCGCGGUUUAUGUGCAGUUCACGAUUAUGAUAACUGACCGAGAGAGGCAAAUGCCCCAUCUGUUCCAAUGUUUACAGCGAUACUUCGAAGGUGGCCUAGACGGAUGUAUCCCAAGCCCUGAUAACCAGCGCGUGGUCCGUAGUAAGCGUCUAAUUGAGCAUUCUAGUGGUGGUAGUGGGGGUGUCGAGGAGCCAGCGCGACAAAAGCUGAGAAUCUCUGCUCUCAAUGGAGCUAUUGAGGAGGGUAAUGAUCAGAGCGACCGGAGCGACUCGGCUACCUCUACCAGGAGAUCUAGCACGCUUUCUUCCGCCGAUACGGUGCCUGUAUUGCUUGAAGGGGGGCUUAAUCUGACUGUCAAGAUGGAUAGACUAGACACUCAGGAUCGUGCCAGUCUGAAGCGCAAGGUGUCCCGGUAUGUCAGAGACUGGGAGGGCGCUAUGGCGAGCCAACAGUACGGGCUGGCUAUGUUUUCCUCAGCGUUAUCGUCACGGAUACGGUAUGCAUACAUAUGGCCUGCUACUAGUCGAGGCAGGGAUACCAGAUUCGAUCAUGUGCUGGCUGACUUUAUAGUGCGACACCCGGAGUUCACAUCAUUUGUCGCGAAGCCAUCGCUACUCAGACUAAUAACACAGGAGCAGUACAUGUUCGUAAAGGACGAGCAACCGUGGGAGUUGUUGUGUCGCAGUCAGAGUAAGCACGUACCACCACGCCCUACAAAAGCAUCACCACCCAAGGAUCGUGUGCAUGGUGUGAGUGUAAGCACACGUGACGAGAUACCCGGCGAAUCCUUCAUGAACAACAUUGUGGAGGCCCACUGUUGUCUGCACACACCCAAUGAACGCCCUUCCGCUUCCGACUGGGCUGAUCUCACAGGUGAUCAGCCUAGCGAAAGACCGGCACGGGUUAAGCGAGUGUCUGAGGCUGAGUAUGAGUUAACACGACUGGCAGCCUAUUUCCUGAACUGGUUUGGGGAAAGCGAACGCGUCGCACACAUUGAACGUCUUGUACGCGCCUCUACGGGUGUGGGUGGUAUGAAUGUGGCGAUGGGGGUGCAUGGAGUGCAUGUUGAUGAACAUGAACGAGUACAUCGACGUGAGAAGACGGCCACAGAUACGUUAACAGGACAAGAGGAUACGUUGGAGCGGCUAGCACUGUACUAUGGCGACACGGUAGUGGAGGACUGCAUACGUCGCCUGCUACGAAGUAUUAUACGCUACGAGUUUGAGCGCAAGCACGAUACGUUCAUACAACGUACGGUUGUGCGUAAGGUGGUGGGGUUAGUAAGUGAUAUGUACGAUUGUGAGAUGAUGAUUGAUAGGUUUGCUGGUACUGAGCUGCUGCUGACUUGGGGGACUGAGGUCAGGUUACACUUUCUAGAAGUAGGUAACUUAGACCGGGCCGAUCUGUUGAGAUCGCUUCUGGUGUCACAGGGAGUCCGUGGAGUGGAUGAUGCGAUGGAUUGUUCGAAGGGAGAUGCAUACUCGCACACGCAUGCACGCACGUACUAUCACAACAACCAGAAGCAGCAGCAGCACUCCUUUCGGCGCAGAGAUAGGCGGAGGAACCAUAGCGACAAUCGCGCAAGUGAGUGCAUUCAAACACUGUUGCUGCAUGUGAUGCUCCCAGGAGACUCUUCUCGUGUCACAUCACGCCAGGUUAGCCCAGCCUUGCGUAGAUGGCUGAAACAGAUCUUACUACCUAACGUCCUUGACUUGCUACCACGCAACUGUAGCCCAAAUGUUUACGGAGGAGUGUUUGCUAGAACAUUUGUAUCUGAACCUGAACAGAGCAAUGGUAUGCGCUCAUCGUAUGCUACACCGGAUUCUACCGUGCAUUCUACGAAUGCUGCAGAAAAUAGUAAGCCACCGGCACACACCAGCACCUACUCGCGGGCAGCGUGUGCACUGGAGAUAUUGCUUAGCAACGAGAGUCUUUUCCGUGCCUUGUCCACGGAGGAUACAUGUGACUGCUGCAUGCGUUCGGCUGCGGUGAAUCCCACGCCACGGUACAUUGGGGGCCCACCAGACACGCGGAGCGACGGUGAUAAACUUAACACACACAGACAAGUCGUGGGUUGGAAUGGUAUGGGUUAUGUGCGCAGGGACGCGAGGCACGCCGGACAUGGCAGGAAUGCCGAUACAUCCAGCCAACUAAACAAAUCAACUUCUGGAAAGCGGCCGCCCCUACUCAGUCAGAAUAGCACUCCCUGCAAGCCGAGGAAAAACUCACUCAGCCAGAGAAUCACUCGUGAGAACUCUCUCGCAGAUGAUGGACAAUCCGCUGACACUAGCACUCGUGAUAGAGAAGCCAUCACGGCUAGCGAACUGGCGUAUCAGUUGCUGUGUGUGUCAGGCUCGGGUGGGCCUGAGACUGAGGCUGGAGGACUCUCACCCACAGGUAGCACUGAGAGAGCUAAGAAGAGAAGAAGUAGACGGCAGUGCACGUGCUGUAUUAGCCUCAAGUACCUGCUUGACAGUAUUGCAACACACUGUGACUACACACAGAAGUUCCAUGUAUUCCACAUGUGGAUACGGAUAUGGGAAAACAUGGUCACGCAAAGGACAGCCCCCUGGUCCUACCUGGUAACCAUGGUAACGCUCCUGAAAAGCCCUUCUCCGGAUACUUUCUCGAAGUUGGGCCAAGAUGAUGAGAGUUGUCAAUUAGAUACUUUUUUCUCAAAAGCGAUGGCUGGUUUAAUCGUCGAAGGGUUCGAUAUAGCGCUAAAUGAGUCUGACUGUAAGCAAAGUGUAGACCACUUCAGCGCCGCAGAUCUGCUCAAGUAUUUUAUCACACACAGCGGGGGGCAAGUCAUGGCCAGGGAAGUGCUGGAACGUUGUGCGGAGAUGGUUGUUGAACGCAAAGACAGUAUAGGACCGAAUGGUGAGUUACUCACGGGUGAUUAUAGUCUUAAUAAUUUACAUCCCGAAGAGUAUGAAGAGCUCAAUCUCAUUUUGAUACGGUGUCUGCGUCAAAGCAUAGUGUCGUGCGCAUCCGGGGUGGCCUCUAUGUCCAUGUCCACGUUUUCUAUCAGAAAUCAGGCUGUAGGCAAACUUGAGGUUGGUCUAUGUAAUGCUGUGAACAUGGUGCAGCAGGGGCGGGGGUGUUUGUACACAACUUGGUCGAUGGAUAUGACCUUGUCCAUGUUGCACUCAAUGUUGAGCCUGAUGGAGGCUGAAGAUGGCAAAGUUCAAAACGUGAUGAUGGACCUUAUGGAGAGGAAGGCAGUCACUGCAGCGUGUGGGGACAGUAGACCUGCAAAGGUAACCUUUGUGUGGGAGACGUUCAUACGCUUGCUGAGUUACGAUAGUUCUGAAGUGCGGCUGUUGGCAAUCAAAAUACUGGCGUGUUUCCUGAGAUUAAGGGGGUUCCGUUACGUCGUGGCCGAUGAUACGAUGAUCCUUUUCGUAGGCAGAUACGCCGAGGAAACCUCCACCCUAGUUCUACAGAGCUUAGGUAGGCUGCUGCUUGACAUAUGUAUUCGUGAGAAACGGUAUGCGAUCCGAUGUCAUCGUGCACCGAAUCUCUUACACCCCACACAGCGCUUCAAAUGGCCAGUGUCCGCGAAUACCGAGUCUGCUUAUGCCUACCUAUCGGCGGCCUUGGUGUACCUAGAAACCGCGGCAGAAAACGCCGUUGCCGUGGAGGAGAAAGUAAUAGACCAUGCGGUAGACCGGCUGUCGUCGAUGACCUCACAACUAAUCCUCGCGCACCCCGGCAUACAGCCGGAGGUGUUCAAAUACGUGACGAGUCGCCUAGAUGCUACGCUCGACGUUGGCAUAUGGCUGAGAUUUGUGAUGGUGAUGUUCGCCCAGGCCAUUGCUUCGUAUGCUGCGUCUGCCAGUGAUGCAAGUGUGAGUGGUGCGACACUUAGAACCGCGGAACACGGACUGGUGCUCGAUAAGUGUAUCUGGGCAGCACUGGGACAUUUGGGUAGGAAGGGUCUUGAUGCGCAUACAAGCGCGCAGUUGUACCGGCUGGCGUACCUAGCCUCCUCCCGUGUGGGUAUGUGUGCGUUGCUGCUGGCACACAAGCUGCCCUGGUUGGUAGCGGGAUGCUGUGCCUCUGACGAGAGUUUGCGUGCUGUGUGCGUGGCUACAUUGGAGAAACUAUACAGGCACAACGGUUCAAUAUCGGAGACAAGCAAGCAUACACAAUCAGACUCACACUGGCCGAGGCAAGAAAAUGUGUACAAAACGGUUUUUGUCGCACCAACGAUCAAUGCGACAGUUGUCCAGGAAAUAGCCCGCCAAAUUAGAAGCGGGGAUGCGGUCAGUGGUAGCCAUUUACGCAUGGCGUGGAAACAAAUUAGUGAUAUGAAAUUUACCAAACACGCUACUUAGAAUACAAAUAAAAGUAACCCUGAAUGAAGGAAACUAUUCCUAUGCGAUGGAUCGAAACG